GCAAAAAGGAAAAACAGAAAGAAGGGCAAAAAGGAGGAACAAAAGAUGGGCACAAAGAAGGGAAGACAGAUGGGCACAAAGGAGGAAAGGUUGAACAAGGAGACGGAAGGAGAAAAGGAGGACAUGGGCAGUGAACCACCCCGGGCGAGUAGGGAGGAGGAUAUCCGCGAGACGGACCGGAGGUUUAGCAUAAAGGGGGCGGACCCAAGAGAUAUGAUACAGCAGAUGUCUGGGUCUGAAAAUAAUCCGACGAUUUCCGCUCCGUCGAUUCCUCCGUAUACCAACGUAGCUCCGGUGGCAGCUUCAGCCAACAAAGGCAAAGCCAAGGCCAAGGUCAAGGAAGGGAAGGUGUCGUCUGUCGUGCAAGUGGUCAAGUAUGACGGAGAGAAGGAGGAGGUCUCUGGUGGUUCUGAGGAGGUGAGAAAGGGCAAGGGACCUGAGCCUGUCACUCAGCCUCGUGAGGAGGAAGAUUUCAUGUCACGAAUGCAGUCUUUCAUGGCAAGUUUGUCAUUUGAAGAAAAACAACGAUUUGUCGGGGUGCCCACUAGAGGGGAACGAAUUGAGAUGCAAUAA
This is a messenger RNA of Ectocarpus sp. CCAP 1310/34, 573 nucleotides long. NCBI's taxonomy places the organism in Eukaryota, Phaeophyceae, Ectocarpales, Ectocarpaceae. The record is from the annotation of a GenBank genome assembly.